AUGCUGAAAACAUUUUCUGACGACAAUAAACGACUAGAGGUUUUUCGACAGGCCCAAAUCACCAAUGUGAGGGAGGAACUAGAAACCUAUCGGAAGCAAUUAGAUUCUGCAAUGGUCCUAAAGUCCGAUUUCUACAAACUGUCCACGGCGUUCGACAGUUUCAUUUCUACUAGUGCUCAAGUACAGAAUGAAGAGAAGAUCCUUGAAAGCUUGAGGUAUCCACAGAUGAAAGAGCGACCCGAAACGGCCGUAGCAGGCAAACCGGGAUCCGGAAAGUCCACAUUGAUGAAAUUUAUAUGCGACCACCCCAAUACGAAGGCCGCGUUAGAAAAAUGGUCCACUGGCAAAAACUUGACGACAGUUUCAUUCUUUUUCUGGAAUUACGGUACAUCGAAACAGAAGUCCCUAGAGGGUUUGUUGCAGACCUUGCUCUACGAGAUCCUGAAGAGAUUUCCGGACGCCAUAUCGCCCACAUUACCGCUGCGGUGGAAGAGUAGGGUGCAAGACCUCUGGACCCAAUCUGAGCUCCUCCAGACUUUUCUCGACCUCAAAGGAAAUCUGAACUCGUCCACAUGCUGCUGUUUCUUUAUCGAUGGACUGGACGAGUAUACUGGCAACCCCGAAGAAGUAGUUGACGUUCUCAAUGUACUCUCCUCGAUGGAGAACAUCAAAAUAUGUGUUGCCAGUCGCCCAUGGCCAAUUUUUCAGAAGUCGUUCGGUUGCAACGAAACCCGCAGGCUUUAUGUGCAAAAUCUGACCAAGACUGACAUCGCACUGUACGUCCAAGAUCGACUUGCAGCAAAUCCGACAUUCGCAGAGGCUAGCCAAGGGGACUCUCGUUACGCUGGUCUAGUCGCUGAGAUCGUGAGUGCAUCUCAGGGUGUUUUCCUUUGGGUUUUCCUGGUCAUCCGAUCACUUUUGGAAGGAAUAACCAACGAGGACACACUACGUACUUUGGAAAAGAGACUUCGAAAAAUUCCCAAGGAUUUGAAUCAUUUCUUCAAACAUAUUCUGAAUGGCAUCGAUGAGGUCUACCAGAUGGCCCGCACGAUUAUGGUCAGUCUUCUGGAUCGGAAACCUCAUUUCCUCCUCAUCUACUGGUUUAUCGAUGAGCUUGAAGAGAACCCAGACUACGUGCUUGAGAUGCCCGCACGUAAAGCAACGGGAAGAACCAUAAUGAAAAUUGAGUCGAAAAUGGAAAGACGGCUCGCCGCACGUACGAAAGGACUGUUGGAGGUGCAGAAAGGACGACAAAGCACCUACAAUAUUCACAAGGUCACAUUCCUGCAUCGUACCGUGGCAGACUUCCUGAGCAAUUACAAUGCGCGAGGAUCAUUAGACCGUUUGGCUGGCCCCUCAUUCCAACCUGAGACGUCAAUAUGUCAUGCGAUAGUGGGCCUUGUGGACCUGGUACCCGACGCUUGCAUCUCCAGCACAACUCGUCAGGACUUGUUUAACGAGUUGCGUCAUUAUGCGUAUCACGCCAAGCUGGAUCUAGACUCGCCAUUGUUGGCAUUGCUGCAUCGGCGCGAAACGGCUGUAAAUACAAGGGAAAGGUCCGAGUCACCCCCCGAGCAAAUACUGCUUCGUGCUGUUCGGCUGUAG
Molecule: messenger RNA, 1605 nt
Organism: Didymosphaeria variabile
Lineage: Eukaryota; Fungi; Ascomycota; Dothideomycetes; Pleosporales; Didymosphaeriaceae
Exons: 3
Coding region: 1-1605 (534 amino acids)
Source: RefSeq, a predicted model, not a curated record